Centrocercus urophasianus (Greater sage-grouse) is the source of this 6742-nucleotide messenger RNA. It is a transcript of the gene DOCK7, whose product is annotated as dedicator of cytokinesis 7. Gene Ontology annotation, molecular function: guanyl-nucleotide exchange factor activity. The transcript is spliced from 48 exons. The record is from RefSeq and is a predicted model, not a curated record. Bases 286 to 6264 code for a protein of 1992 amino acids. Lineage: Eukaryota; Metazoa; Chordata; Aves; Galliformes; Phasianidae. Gene Ontology annotation, biological process: axonogenesis; positive regulation of GTPase activity; small GTPase-mediated signal transduction.
ACCGUGGCGGCUGAAGUCAGGAAGCAGAUCUCAGGGCAGUAUGGAGGGUCUCCCCAGCUUCUCAAAAACCUUAAUAUUGGAGGCAGCGUCUCUCAUCACACAACCGUGCCGCUUACAGAAGCAGUGGACCCGGUUGAUUUGGAGGAUUACCUUAUCACACACCCCAUUGCAGUCGAGUCUGGCCCCUUGAGAGACUUGCUCGAGUUUCCUCCCGAUGACAUUGAGGUUGUGUACACCCCCCGAGAAUGUCGGACGCUUGUGUCAGCUGUUCCUGAAGAGAGUGAGAUGGACCCUCACGUGAGGGACUGUGUGAGAAGUUACACGGAAGACUGGGCAAUUGUGAACAGAAAGUAUCACAAACUGGGGACUGGAUUUAAUCCCAACACUUUAGACAAACAGAAGGAGAGGCAAAAGGGGCUCCCCAAACAGGUCUUUGAGUCUGAUGAAGCUCCAGAUGGCAACAGUUACCACGAUGAACAAGAUGACCUUAAGCGGCGCUCAAUGUCGAUUGACGAUACUCCUCGGGGCAGCUGGGCUUGCAGUAUUUUUGAUCUGAAGAACUCCCUUCCAGAUGCCCUUCUCCCAAACCUGCUGGACCGAACCCCCAAUGAAGAGAUUGACCACCACAAUGAAGAUCAGAGGAAGUCCAAUAGGCAUAAGGAGCUUUUUGCACUACACCCGGCUCCAGAUGAGGAGGAGCCUAUAGAACGACUUAGCAUUCCUGAAGUACCCAAAGAGCACUUUGGCCAAAGACUCCUGGUGAAGUGUUUGUCUCUUAAGUUUGAGAUAGAAAUUGAGCCCAUUUUUGCAAGUUUGGCUUUGUAUGAUGUUAAAGAAAAGAAAAAGAUUUCAGAAAAUUUCUACUUUGAUUUAAACUCCGAACAAAUGAAGGGAAUGCUCCGUCCACAUGUCCCCCCUGCUGCUAUAUCCACGCUGGCCAGGUCUGCCAUCUUUUCAAUCACCUAUCCCUCUCAAGAUGUGUUUCUGGUAAUAAAGCUUGAAAAAGUAUUACAGCAGGGAGAUAUUGGUGAAUGUGCUGAGCCUUACAUGAUUUUUAAAGAAUCCGAUGCAGCAAAGAAUAAGGAAAAGCUGGAAAAACUGAAAUGCCAGGCAGAACAGUUUUGCCAAAGACUGGGCAAAUAUCGGAUGCCUUUUGCGUGGACAGCCAUUCAUUUAAUGAACAUCGUGAGCAGUGCUGGAAGUUUGGAAAGAGAUUCCACAGAAGUAGAAGUUGGCACAGGAGAACGCAAAGGCUCGUGGUCAGAGAGAAGGAAUUCCAGUAUCGUUGGGCGGCGUUCGUUAGAGAGAACCACAAGCGGUGAUGAGGCUUGCAAUUUGACCAGUUUUAGACCAGCUACUCUGACAGUGACAAACUUUUUUAAGCAGGAGGGUGAUCGCCUGAGUGAUGAAGAUUUGUACAAGUUCCUGGCUGACAUGAGACGGCCGUCAUCAGUGUUACGGAGAUUGAGACCUAUCACAGCUCAAUUGAAGAUAGACAUAUCUCCAGCUCCAGAGAAUCCCCAUUACUGUCUAACUCCAGAGUUGCUGCAAGUGAAACUUUACCCAGACAGCAGAGUUAGACCUACAAGAGAAAUCCUGGAGUUUCCUGCCAGAGAUGUCUACGUUCCAAAUACCACGUACAGGAAUCUUCUUUAUGUCUAUCCUCAGAGCCUUAACUUUGCCAACCGCCAAGGAUCUGCCAGGAAUAUCACUGUGAAAGUCCAAUUCAUGUAUGGAGAGGACCCAAGCAAUGCUAUGCCGGUCAUCUUUGGCAAAUCUAGCUGUCCUGAAUUUUCCAAAGAAGCAUACACUGCUGUAGUAUAUCACAACAGGUCACCUGAUUUUCAUGAGGAAAUCAAGAUUAAGCUUCCAGCCACUUUAACCGAUCACCACCAUCUGCUUUUUACUUUCUACCAUGUCAGCUGCCAACAAAAACAAAACACUCCCCUGGAGACUCCAGUUGGAUACACCUGGAUUCCGAUGCUUCAAAAUGGACGGUUAAAGACUGGUCAGUUCUGUCUCCCUGUCUCACUGGAAAAACCACCACAGGCAUAUUCAGUGCUUUCUCCAGAGGUUCCACUUCCUGGGAUGAAGUGGGUGGAUAAUCACAAAGGAGUUUUCAAUGUAGAAGUUGUUGCUGUCUCAUCCCUCCAUACUCAGGACCCUUAUCUUGACAAGUUCUUUGCACUUGUCCAUGCUCUGGACGAGCACAUGUUCCCUGUGCGAAUAGGAGACAUGAGAAUUAUGGAAAACAACUUGGAAAAUGAACUGAAGAGCAGCAUUUCAGCUUUAAAUUCCUCUCAACUGGAGCCGGUAGUGCGAUUUCUUCAUCUCCUGCUUGACAAACUGAUUCUUCUGGUAGUAAGACCUCCUGUCAUUGCAGGCCAAAUAGUAAACCUGGGCCAAGCAUCUUUUGAAGCAAUGGCUUCAAUCAUAAACAGACUUCACAAGAACUUGGAUGGAAACCAGGACCAGCACGGCAGAAACAGCCUUCUUGCUUCCUAUAUUUACUAUGUUUUUCGCCUACCAAAUACCUAUCCCAACUCGCCAUCACCAGGUCCCGGUGGCUUAGGGGGAUCAGUGCAUUAUGCCACCAUGGCUCGAUCUGCUGUCCGACCAGCAAGCCUUAACCUGAACCGCUCACGGAGCCUCAGCAACAGCAACCCAGAUAUAUCUGGGACCCCCACCUCACCUGAUGAUGAAGUUCGCUCGAUCAUUGGCAGUAAGGCUACGGAUCGAAGUUGUAAUCGUAUGUCUUCGCACACUGAGACGUCAAGUUUCUUACAAACAUUAACAGGACGGUUACCAACUAAAAAGCUUUUUCAUGAAGAGCUGGCCUUACAGUGGGUCGUGUGCAGUGGGAGUGUGCGGGAGGCAGCCCUGCAGCAGGCCUGGUUCUUCUUCGAGCUGAUGGUGAAGAGCAUGGUGCAUCAUUUGUAUUUUGCUGACAAACUGGAUGCUUCAAGGAAGAAUCGUUUUCCUGAGCGUUUCAUGGAUGAUGUAACUGCUUUGGUCAGCACAAUUGCUGGUGAUAUAGUCUCUCGGUUUCAGAAGGAUACAGAAAUGGUUGAAAGGCUCAACACCAGUCUUGCAUUUUUCCUCAAUGAUCUAUUGUCUAUCAUGGACAGAGGAUUUGUUUUUGUUCUUAUUAAGACCUGCUACAAACAGGUGUCUUCAAAGCUGUAUUCCUUAACAAACCCAAGUAACCUGGCAUCUUUGAGGCUGGACUUCCUUCGCAUCAUUUGCAGCCAUGAACACUAUGUCACCUUGAAUUUACCCUGCAGCUUGCUCACACCGCCUGCGUCUCCAUCACCGUCUGUGUCUUCAGCAACUUCCCAGAGUUCUGGGUUCUCCACAAAUGUCCAAGACCAGAAGAUUGCAAAUAUGUUUGAAUUGUCUGUGCCUUUCCGUCAACAGCAUUACUUGGCUGGGCUUGUGUUAACAGAACUGGCUGUCAUUUUAGAUCCUGAUGCAGAAGGUUUAUUUGGAUUGCAUAAGAAGGUCAUCAAUAUGGUACACAACUUACUGUCCAGUCACGACUCGGACCCGCGGUACGCUGACCCGCAGGUAAAGGCCCGGGUGGCAAUGCUGUAUCUACCUCUGAUUGGUGUGAUCAUGGAAACGGUGCCUCAGCUCUAUGAUUUUACAGAGAGUCACAAUCAGCGAGGGAGGCCGAGCUGCGUCACUGCUGAUGAUUAUGAAGGCGAGAGUGGAAGCAUGAUAAGCCAGACAGUUGCCAUGGCCAUCGCAGGAACAUCGGUCCCUCAGCUCACCAGGCCCAGCAGUUUUCUACUCACCUCAUCGAGUGGCAGGCAGCACUCCACCUUCUCAACAGAGUCCAGCCGCAGCCUCCUGAUCUGUCUCUUGUGGGUGCUCAAGAAUGCAGAUGAAAGUGUCUUACAGAAGUGGUUCACAGACCUGUCAGUGCUGCAGCUCAAUCGCCUGCUGGAUUUGCUUUAUCUUUGCGUAUCCUGUUUUGAAUACAAGGGCAAGAAAGUGUUUGAAAGAAUGAACAGCCUGACGUUCAAGAAGUCAAAAGACAUGAGAGCCAAGCUUGAAGAGGCUAUUUUGGGAAGCAUAGGAGCAAGGCAGGAAAUGGUCCGAAGAAGCAGAGGACAGUUAGAGAGAAGUCCUUCUGGGAGCGCUUUUGGAAGUCAGGAGAAUUUGAGAUGGAGAAAGGAUAUGACUCACUGGCGUCAAAACACGGAGAAGCUUGACAAAUCACGAGCAGAGAUAGAACAUGAAGCACUUAUUGAUGGAAAUCUUGCAACAGAAGCAAAUCUAAUUAUUUUGGAUACACUAGAGAUAGUUGUACAGACUGUUUCUGUGACGGAGUCCAAAGAGAGCAUCCUCGGCGGGGUGCUGAAGGUGCUUCUGCACAGCAUGGCCUGCAACCAAAGUGCACUUUAUCUCCAACACUGCUUCGCCACACAGAGAGCUUUGGUCUCAAAGUUCCCUGAGCUGCUGUUUGAAGAGGAGACUGAGCAGUGUGCAGAUCUGUGCCUGAGGCUCCUGAGACACUGUAGCAGCAGCAUCAGCACAAUACGGUCACACGCGAGUGCCUCACUUUACCUUCUGAUGAGGCAAAACUUUGAGAUUGGGAAUAACUUUGCCAGAGUGAAAAUGCAGGUGACUAUGUCUCUCUCAUCCCUGGUGGGGACAUCCCAGAAUUUCAAUGAGGAAUUUUUACGACGUUCCUUGAAGACUAUUCUAACAUAUGCUGAAGAAGAUCUGGAACUCAGAGAGACAACAUUUCCUGAUCAGGUCCAAGAUCUAGUGUUCAACCUGCACAUGAUCCUCUCUGACACAGUUAAAAUGAAGGAGCACCAGGAAGAUCCAGAAAUGCUAAUUGACCUGAUGUACAGGAUUGCAAAGGGCUAUCAGAAUUCCCCUGACCUGCGCUUGACCUGGUUACAGAACAUGGCUGGAAAGCACUCAGAGAGGAGCAAUCAUGCAGAGUCAGCACAGUGUUUGGUCCACUCUGCAGCCUUGGUGGCUGAGUAUCUGAGCAUGCUCGAGGACCGAAAAUACCUCCCUGUGGGAUGCGUUACAUUUCAGAACAUAUCUUCUAAUGUUUUGGAAGAGUCAGCAGUUUCUGAUGAUGUUGUGUCACCAGAUGAAGAAGGUAUCUGUUCUGGAAAGUAUUUCACAGAAGCUGGUCUGGUGGGAUUGCUGGAGCAGGCUGCAGCAUCUUUCUCCAUGGCUGGCAUGUAUGAAGCAGUUAAUGAGGUUUACAAAGUCCUUAUUCCUAUUCAUGAAGCUAACAGAGAUGCCAAGAAGCUAUCCACUAUUCAUGGUAAACUCCAAGAAGCAUUUAGCAAGAUCGUCCACCAGAGUACUGGCUGGGAGAGGAUGUUUGGCACCUACUUCAGGGUCGGUUUCUAUGGAACCAAGUUUGGAGACCUGGAUGAGCAAGAGUUUGUUUACAAGGAGCCUGCGAUAACGAAGUUAGCUGAGAUUUCCCAUAGGCUCGAGGGAUUUUAUGGAGAACGGUUUGGUGAAGAUGUGCUUGAAGUGAUCAAGGACUCAAAUCCUGUGGACAAAUGUAAACUAGAUCCCAACAAGGCAUACAUCCAGAUUACCUAUGUGGAGCCUUACUUUGACACGUAUGAGAUGAAGGACAGGAUAACUUACUUUGACAAGAACUACAACUUGCGGCGCUUCAUGUACUGCACGCCCUUCACCCUGGAUGGCCGAGCUCACGGGGAGCUGCACGAGCAGUUCAAGCGUAAAACCAUCCUGACAACGUCCCACGCUUUCCCUUACAUCAAAACCAGGAUAAACGUCAUUCACAAAGAGGAGAUCAUUUUGACACCCAUUGAAGUUGCCAUAGAGGACAUGCAGAAGAAAACACAAGAAUUAGCUUUUGCAACUCACCAAGACCCUGCAGACCCAAAGAUGCUGCAGAUGGUGCUGCAGGGAUCAGUAGGUACCACAGUGAAUCAGGGACCAUUAGAAGUUGCACAAGUUUUCUUAUCAGAAAUACCCAACGACCCAAAGCUCUUCAGGCAUCAUAACAAACUACGGCUCUGUUUCAAAGACUUCACGAAAAGAUGUGAGGAUGCUCUGCGCAAGAACAAGAGCUUGAUCGGCCCGGACCAAAAGGAAUACCAGCGGGAGCUCGAGCGGAAUUACCACCGCUUAAAGGAGGCCCUGCAGCCACUGAUAAACAGGAAGAUCCCGCAGUUGUAUAAGGCCGUGUUGCCAGUCACAUGCCACAGAGACUCCUUCAGCAGGAUGAGCCUUCGCAAAAUGGAUAUCUAAACGAGUUAAAAACCAAAAUAAAAAAGCACUUAAAAGUAAGGUUUUGAAAAGAAAGAGCCUUGUUAUCAGCGCUGGGAAUCAAAGAAGUUUUAUUGUGAAAUAAAACUUGGACUUCAUCCUGGACUUCCCACACACCUCCUCCUCCAUCAGAGUGUUCAGUGGCCAAAACAAAUCAUUCUGAAUUGUCAAAUGUAGACUUACUUUAUCCAUGUUUGAGAAAAAAAUCCAAGUGGUAUCCAGAGUAUUGGUGAUAAGCUGUAAAGUUACCUGUUUUUUAAGGCAUUUUUAUGACUCAAAGGUACACUUAACGCAUUUACCUUUAUUUAUAAUAGCAUUCUCUAAUGUUAAAUUUAUUUACUUUUAGUUCAUAUAUUUAAUUUAUAUUAGGACCAUACACAAAUGCAUUUUUGAAGUUUUUAAUGUAGUGAUGAUGGUUAUUUUGAUGGUACUAUUAAAUAUGUGAAUGUUUACACUUUAA